UGGAUACUCAAAUCUCGUAAAAGCUGCAACUCUGCCGCGCCUGUAGUCGGUUUGGAUGUGUCCAGCAACCAUGUUGGUUCCACAACGUAAAGGUGCAGUGGAAGUGGCGCUGUGUAGGAACUUUUCAGUGCGGGAGGUUGGUGGAGCUGCUUCGCCCGCCCCCCGCCCGUCAAUGGCGGCGCAAGGCGGCUCGUUUGUAGGCUAGUCGCGCUCCUGCGCGCUCGCGCCUCCCUCGGUUGCUCGGCACGUUGGAGUGAACAGAGAAUCCGGCGAGCGCCUCGCACCCGCGCGGUACGCGGACCCGAGACCGCGGCCUCGGCCCGACGCUGCCGCCGACAUUUCCGAGCAUUUCCAUCUAGUUUCAAACCGAGUUCUCUUUUCCCGCCCCUCCAUAGAGGCGCCUUGUCGAAGCCCCACCCCCUUGGCGCCGUCGCGCGGAGGGCUGUUCCGCUGCGCCCCAAGGGCAGUGCCGAGCGCCAGGGGCCGAGCAGCAGCAGCAGACACACACUGUGCCCGAUGUUUAUGCGCGGAAAUACGGCCGCCCGCCGAUGCAGCGCUCGCCCCGCGGCCCCCGCGUGUCCCGGACGGUCCCGGACGGUGCCAUGGACCCCGCAGGACUCGGCGACGCCCGGCCCCGCCGGGAGAGCGACUUCCCCCCGCGAGUGCAGCAGCAGCCAGUGAUGGACCAGCGGGGGUUGGUGUGAGUGCGGAGAGAGCGGAGCAGCUGAUCAGAGCCGUGCGCGCCUCCAGAGAGGCCCCCCGCGGCCCCGGGCCCCGACCGGGGCGCUGAAGAUGCCCCAGCGUCUCGCCCUCGCCGUUCUGCUGUGCUCCGCCGCCCUCGGGCUCUGUCUGGAUACAGCGUCCUUCUACGGCGCCAGCUACAUCAAGUACCCGCUCCAGGAUGCCAAGAACACGACCGAGAUCUCGUUCCAGUUCCGGACCAAGCGCGCCGACACGAUGCUGCUGCUGGCCGCCGGCAAGACGGACUACUGCUACAUCCGGCUGGAGACCGGCCGCCUCAAGGUGCGGAUCAACCUGGGCGCGGGCGAGGCGGAGGUGGACUCUCCGCGUGGCCUGCGCCUCGACGACCUGGUCUGGCACGAGGUGGAGCUGACGCGCAAGGAGGCCGAUGUGACCAUCACGAUCGACCACAUCCACGUUAUCAAAGAGAAGCUUCCCGGACGGUUUUUCGAGCUCAACAUUCACUUUGGCGUGUACCUGGGCGGUAUGGGUGACUUCACCGACCUCUUCCUGGGCCACACGGAGUGGCUGCGAGGCUGUCUCGGGGACGUCAAGUACAACGGCAACAGCCUGCUGCAGAAGUCCCGCCAGAGGACGUCCUCCCAGAAGGUGGAGGUGCAAGUCAUCACGUGGAACUGCGCGCCAGAGUUCGACGCGUCGGUGGACAGCGACCUGAGCUUCGUGGAGGACGGCGCGUAUGUGUCGCUGCCCAACCCCAUCACCCGGACGGGCGCGCGCUGGCAGCUGCAGCUCAAGACGGAGGCGAACCAGGGCCUGCUGCUGUACAACUCGGGCCAGGGCGCGCGCGCCGACUACGUCGGGCUGGAGCUAUCGGGCGGGCGGCUGCGCCUGCUGCUCGACAAGGGCGACGGCAAGGCCGAGCUGUCCUCCGAGGUGCGCGUGGACGACGGCCAGUGGCAUACGGUCGUCGCGCACUUCAACCCCACCGCCAUGGAGGUGACCGUCGACGGGCAGACCGUGAGCGCGCGCCUGGACCGCGGCGGCAACCAGUACCUCGACCUGCACGAGGUGGUGUACCUGGGCGGCACGGAGCUGAGCAAGCGCGCGCGCGCCCUGUGGCAGGGGCUGCGCGACACGAGCUUCCGGGGCUGCAUGCGCGCCGUGGAGGUGGACGGCCGCCGCCUGGGGCUGCCGGACGCGCGCGUCACGCACGGCGUGCGCGCCGAGUGCCUGUUCGACUUCGUGUGCGCCGCGCAGCAGCCGUGCGUGCGCGGCGCGCGCUGCGAGCAGCAGGGCCUCAGCGCCUUCCAGUGCGUCUGCGACCAGCCGCUGUGCGUGCGGCCCGAGUUCGCCGACAGCUACAAGGUGUACUCGCGCGGCCCGAUGCCCGUCGACGUGGAGCUGGUCGAGCUGACGACGCUGUCGGUCGCCGAGGGCGAGAACGUCCCCGUCACCACCUCGCACGUGAACGUGGUCCUGGACUACGUUAAGUACGGCGUCCGAGACACGGGCGUGCUGAUCCGGGUACUGCAGCCGCCCGCGCACGGCAAGCUCAUCGCCGAGGUGUGGGAGCGCGGCGGCGGCGCCCCCGGCCUCGGCGCCGGCUCCGGCACGCUCUUCACCCUCCUGGACCUGGCCAAGGACAAGGUGCGGUACCAGCACGAUGGCUCCGAGAGCACGCGGGACCAGAUCGUCAUGGAGCUCGAGCUGCAGGCUGGGCCUGACUUCGUCCAGCCCGCGCACCUACAGGGCCCUCACCGCUUCGCCCUCCCCGUCAACAUCACUCCCGUCAAUGACGCGCCCAUCCUGAGCAUCCCUGCAGGGAAGACGCUGCGCCUCGCUCAGGGGACGCGGAAGGUCAUCACCCCCGAGCUGCUGAUGGCGGACGACCCGGACACGCUGCCCGCGGCCCUGGUGUUCACGCACGUGAACGCGGACAACAAGAAGGGCAGCGGGCACGGCGCGCUCGAGUGGACGUCGAGCCCGGGCACCGUCACCACGUCCUUCACCCAGCAGGACAUCAACGAGGGCAAGGUGUCGUACGCGCACCGCGGCGAGCGCGCAGAGGCCGAGGCCAGCACGGCCAGGAUCGCGCUGCAGGUCUCGGACGGCAUCGAGACGUCGGCGACGGCCUUCCUCCGGGUCUCGGCGUUCCCGCUGCAGCUGCGCCUCGUCAACAACACGGGCGUCGUCCUCACGCACCGCGCCGCCGUCACCAUCCUCCCCGCCAACCUCACCUUCCUCACCAACGCUGACGACCCCGACCUGGAGGUGCUCUACGAGGUGGUCCGCCCGCCCCAGUACGGCAACCUGCAGCGGGCGCGCGCUGCGGACGGCUCGGCGGCCGUUGUGUCCGCCAAGGGUCCGGGCAUCGACCGCUUCACCAGCCGGCAGUUGGCACGGGAGCAGAUUCGCUACGUGCACGCCACGGGGCAGCCCGCGCACGACGAGUUCAAGUUCAAGGUGUCCGUCGGCGAGGUGCGCGCGCCCACCACCUACGACUUCCGGGUCACAUUCACCAAGCUGCGGCUGGAGCAGGCGCGCCGCGUCGACCUCAAGCUGAACAGGUCGCGCGAGGCGCUGGUCACGGAACGCCACCUGCUGUACAGGACGGAGCCGCUCGCCACGGACGCCGCCAAGGUCGUGUACCACGUGGUGCAGGUGCCGCGGCACGGCUCCCUGGUGCUGGGGCUGCCCGGCGCGCCGCAGCAGCGCCAGCAGCAGCGCCUGGCGCCGGGAGACUCGUUCACGCAGCAGGACGUCAAGGAGGGCAGGCUCACCUACCGGCUGCACCGCACGGCCUACUCGCGCAUCCGGGACGAGUUCACGUUCCGCGCGAGCGCGCCCGAUUGCGAGGCCAUCCCGGGCAGCCUGGUGGUGUUGCACGAGACGGCCGGCGGUGAGGUGCCCGGGCUGGCCGUCACCCUGGAGCGGCUGCAGGUCGCCGAGGGCGGCGCCUCUAGGCUCACCACCGCCGCCCUGCGCCUCGCCAUGACGGGCGUGACCUCGGUGCGCUACGCCGUCACCAGCGGACCCUCGCACGGCUGGCUCAAGGUGUGUUCUGUGAAGGUCUCGGCGCCCACCCUGAGGCUCAACGCGACCGAGUUCACCUCCGCGGAGCUGGCCGCCGGCCAGGUCGAGUACUCGCACGACGACUCCGAGUCGCAGCACGACGCCUUCCACUUCGUGGCCAUGUCCAGCGAGGCCGAGGACUUCAUGUACGCCGGCACGCUCCACAUCGACGUGGUCCUUAAGAACGACAACGCGCCGGUGCGCGCCGUGGACCGUGUCUUCCGAGUCGUCACGGGUGGCGAGCGCCUGCUCACCGGCAGGCACCUUAAGUACACUGACGCCGACCUGGACGCAUCCCCGGAGAAGAUAACGUACCGCCGGCGAGACAUCCCCAACGGCGGGCUCUACCGCGCCAGCCAGCCCGGGGUGGCCGUCACGGAGUUCACGCAGAAGGAUCUGGACGACGGCCGCCUGCUGUUCCGGCACCACGGCGCGGAACGCGGCCGGGUCGACUUGUGGGUGACGGACGGCCAGUUUGUGGCGAACGGCGUCCUGGAGGUGGUGGCGUCGCCGCCGUACGUGGAGGUGGCCAACAACAGCAGGCUUUUGGUUCGCAACGGCGGCGCCGCCCAGUUCAGCACCUCCAACCUGAGCGCCGACUCCAACGUCAACUCGCUGCCGGAGCACCUGCGCUUCGAGGUGCUGGAGGGCCCAGGGCACGGCCGCCUGUUCCUGCGCGACCCGGGGGUCGGCGCGGGGGCGACCGCGGCCGCGGGGGCGGCGGGGGCGGGCCGGCCGCAGCAGGCCGCGCAGCAGGCGGUACACUUCACGCAGCGCGACCUGGAGGCGGGCCGCCUCUGGUACCAGCACGACGCCAGUGACUCGUUCUCCGACGCCUUCCGGUUCCGGGUGGACGUGCCGGGCUCCACCGUGGAGGGCCGCUUCGAGGUGCGCGUCUUCCCGUCCAGCUACUGGGAGCCGUUCACGGUGCACGCCAACGAGACCAUCACGGUGGAGGAGGCGACGAGCGUGGCCGUUACGUCGCGCUUCCUGGACGUCCGCCAGCGCCACGUGCCCGCCACGGACAUCACCUUCGUCGUCGUGGAGCCCCCGCAGUUCGGCUACCUCGAGAUCGAGUCUCAGGCGCAGGCCACGUCCACGGAGGACCCUCGCGCCCUGCUGCCCCAGCAGCCCGGCCAGGCCUCCGUCACGGUGUUCGAGCAGUCCCUGGUCAACGAAGGUCGCGUCCUGUACGUGCAGACUGCCCCCAACCAGACCCAGGACCGCGUCGUCGUGGACGUGACCAACGGCAUCUCCUGGAUGCGGGGGCUCGUCGUGCGCCUCGCCAUCAUCCCGGACUCGCUGUACCUGGCGACCGGCGAGCUGCGCGUGUCCGAGAACUCGCUCGUUGCGCUGCCCGCCAACAUCCUGACCGUGCUCACGGACUACUACCGCAGCCGCAUCACCGAGUACGUGGUGGUCUCGCCGCCGGCCGCCGGCCGCAUGCAGCACGCGCGCGAGCCCGGCCAGGCCAUCACUAAGUUCAGCCCGCAGCAGCUGCAGGCGGGGCUCAUCCAGUAUCAGCACGACGGCAGCGAGACUCAAGAGGACGCCUUCUCCGUGUCGGCCGUGGCGGGCGACCGCAGCAGCACGCCGGCCAGGAUACGGGUGGUCGUCGCCCCCGUCAACGACCAGCCCCCCAAGGUCGUCAACAGCAGCAGCGUACAUCUCUGGCGCGGGGCCAGCGCGCCCAUCUUCACCACCAACCUAGCCGUCGUGGACUCGGACACUUCCCCGCACAACGUGUCCUUCAAGGUGAUGAGCAUACGCGCCGGCCAUAUCGCCUUCGCCAACACGCCCGCCGUGCCCAUCACCAAGUUCACCCAGGCCGACAUCAACAGCAACAACAUAAUUUUCGUUCAUUCCGGCGUGCCCGAGUCGGGACGCGUCGAGCUGAGGGCGAGCGACGGCAUGAAGGAGACGGAGGCCAUCAGCCUGGAGGUGCAGUCGGAGCAGCCGGACUUCAAGGUGGCGGCCAACGAGGUCCUGCACGUGUUCCCGAUGCUGCGGAAGUGCAUCACCGCCGAGCACCUCAUGGUCGUCACCACCGACCCCAACAGGAACCUCACGUACAGCGUCAGGGUGCCGCCCACGCAGGGCAGGCUGCUGCUCAUCUCGGAGCGCGUCGGCGAGGCCGCCAGCUCCGUGUCCGGCGGGCGCGGCUCCUCCGGCAGGGAGGUGCUCAACUUCACGCAGCGCGACGUCAACAUGAGCCGCCUGUGCUACCAGCACACCAGCCCCUUCAAGGACCUGCAGGCCAACGACUCGAUCGAGUUCGACGUGACGGCGCCCUUCAUCGACACGCUCACGAACCAGGUGUUCCGCAUCGAGGUGUCCGUGUCGAGCGGCGGGCUGGACCAGUUCGUGAGCGUGUCGCAGCUCAUCGUGGAGGAGGGCGGCACCGCGCCGCUGCUGCUCAACACCAGCACGGUGCUGGACUUCCUGCGGCGGGACGUCGGCAUCGAGAACCCGCUGAUCCAGGUGCAGGUGGUGUUGCCGCCGGUGCACGGGGCGCUGUGCGUGCGCACGGUGUGCAACGCCACGGCCACGACGCCCUUCACGUCGGCGCAGCUGGGCGCGGGCGAGGUGGUGUACCGGCACGACCACUCGGACACCACCUGGGACGAGGUGGCGCUGUCGCUGCUGCUCGCGCCCGGCGACGUGCUCCUGGGCAACGUGUCCAUCCCCGUGACGGUGCUGCCCGUCAACGACCAGCCCUUCCGCCUGGCCGAGCCCAGCCCGCACCUCGCCGUCGUGCAGGGCCAGGCGGCGCCCGUCACCCGGAAGCAGCUGCUCACCGAGGACGCGGACACGCGCGCCGAGGAGCUCGUGUACGACGUGAUUAGCAACCCCAGCCAGGGCCGGCUCGUGCUGGACGCGGCCCCGCCAGCCGCCGGCGCGCAGACAACCGCGGCCCCGGGCGCCGUCGUCUCCGUCGGCCGCUUCUCGCAGGCUGACAUCGACGAGAGCAGGCUGUGGUACGUGCACGACGGGCCGCUCCAGCCCGACAGCUUCUACUUCCGGGUCUCGGACGGCAAGUUCGCACCGGUCUACACAGUCUUCAACAUCGAGGUGCUGCCCCUGACGCUGAACGUGUCGGUGCGCGCCGCGCUGCGCCUGCAGCAGGGUUCCAACGUGGCCGCGCUGUCCGCCGACAACUUCCUCGUGUCGACCAACGGGCGGCGCGACGCGGUGCAGUACAACGUGACGCGGGCGCCGCGGCACGGCGCCGUGUUCCUGUCGGCCGCGAGGGACCGGCCGGCGGCGUCCUUCAGCCAGGCCGACGUGGAGGCGGGCCGCGUGCUGUACAUGCAGACGGACAUGACGGCGUCCUCGGACGCCAUGGAGCUGUCCGCCUGGGUGCCCAGCAGGCCGGCCAGCGUGCCCGCGCUCGUGCUCAACGUGACGGUCGUGCCGCUGGUGCGCCUCGGGCUGUUCAGCCCCAUCGCCGGCCUCAAGACCCGCCUGGACCUGUCCGCCCUGGACGCCUCGCAGCUCGCCAAGGUGACGGGCAGCGACCCCGUGUACCGGGUGCUGCGCCGGCCGCGCUUCGGCAAGAUCAGGAGGAUCGUGCGCAGCUCCGGCUCCUCCAGCGGCGAGCAGCAGCAGCGCAACGGCACGGCGCCCACGGCCGCGCCCGGCGCCUCCCCAGCCGUCCGCGAGCGCGAGGUGGAGCGCUUCUCGCACCAGGAGCUGCGCGCCGGGCUCAUCUACUACGUGGGCAAGCGCACCGGCCAGCCAGGGGACGAGGACUCGAUCCUGUUCGAGCUGGCCGCGUCCAUCUUCCAGCCCGCCUCGGGCGAGCUGCGCUUCCUGCUGCGGUCCGAGUUCGGGCCGCCGCCCACGGCCUUCGUGCCGCAGCGGCCGCGCAUCCCGGGCCCCAAGGGCUCGUACGGCGUGCUGGGCUCGGACACCGUGGUGGUGGCCAGCCCCAACAUGAGCAACGACUACUUCCUGCUCGUCAGCAUGGUCGCGGGCGUCGUGGUGCUCGCGCUCAUCGUCGUCGUGGUCAUCAAGUGCCGCGCCGGAUCAGUCCAGGGCCUGCACGACGGGCAGAACGGCAAGUCGGACAUCACGGACCGGUCGCUGGGCCCCAUGCCGCUGCCACGGCCGCCCGACGACCUCAUGCCCUCGUCGCCGAGGCCGAAGCACUUCGGGGUGCCGUCCCUGUCGCUGGCGUCCACGCCCACUUCCAUGCCCGUCCCCCAGUGCAAGGUCAUACCCCUGGGCCCAACGGGCGGCAUCGGCGUGGACUCGGUGACGAGCUCGGAGCCCGAGCUGAACGUGAACCUCCGGUACCCCUACGGCGCCGACGACACGCCGCUGCCGCUGCCCCUGCCCCAGGAGUGGGGCAGCACGUUCGACGCGACGGCGGGCCUCGCGCCCUCGCCGUCCGACAUCUCCUUCGGCACGCUGCCCAGCCAGGCGCAGGCGCGCGCCAGCGCCAACAACCCCCUGCUCAGGAGGAACCAGUACUGGGUCUGAGGGCGGCCUGGGCCGGUCGGAAACGGGCCCGGACCCUCGGUCUGGGCCUCGGCCGGCUCAAGGACUCUGCGAUAGGGGCCCCCGCAUGUGUCCUGGAUGUGACUUCGACAUCGCAGGAGUUGGACUGCACAGAGCAGAGCGAUGCACGCCUUGUCUCAGUUCAAGCCUUUACCGUUAAAGUGAGCAAGCUGUUUUCUCAGCGCAAGGCCUGUCUUGUUUUUGUUGUCGUAGUGAGUUUUGAAGGGAGUCAUCUUUUGAACACAAUUACGCUGUGUGUGGUCGUUUAUUAUUCCGUUCAUGUCAUCCUAAGGGUCCAAAAAUGUUCAGUUCUCUUCUUCUCCACAGGGGCUUGAUCUCAUGCAUGGAGCAAAACUUGUUGUCCAAAGUUCUGUUGACCUGCUUUUCUUUUAUGAAUCUAUAGCUGACAGGUGUUUAUCAAAUAUUGAAAAAUACGAGCAAAUCGUUCUGACUGAGUAAGUGUGAUGUUUGCCAUGUGUACCUUAAGACUCUUAUGUUGUGACGGCUCAAAUCUUAUCACUGACUUCAUUCUGAUCUGCUCAAAAUCCUGCACAAAUUCCCACUCACAUAUUUGAGUAUUACUCACUACAUCAUAGAAUGUUUUAUACCUCUCUGUAAGGAAAUGUUUUGGAAUUCCCUACAAACUGUAUUGUGCCAAUGACAGCAUAUAUCUUUAUUGAUAUGUAGCUAUAUGACUGAAGCACUUAAGCACCUAAGGGAAUGUCAUAAUUAGGAAAUUUUGCAAGGAAAAUCUUUUUAAAAUUGAUAAGAUUUGUUUUCGUAGGUGUGUAGUGUAUUAGGAAUAUCAAUAGUAAAUAUGUAUUUAAAAAGUUGUCUUGUGUCUAGGUAUGUUUUUUACAGACUUGAUUAACUAUUGUAUAAUAAAUGUGCCAAACAUUUACAAUACUGAACUGAAAUAUUGUAUGUGUGCCUGCAUUGCAUCAACGUUGUUGUAAAUACAUAUAUGUGUCAAGCUCUCGCUUUCAUUUUCUGGUCAAAAUUAUGAGAAAGUUUAAAGAAUACAGGUAGUGUUCCCAAAAUUUGUUUAACGAUUGGUCAUUUUAAGACUGCAAUGUUCUGUACUAUGCUCUCUCCUGUUUUUCUUUCAAAAUAUGUACUUGCGCUCCUAAAAAAAUAUUUGAAGACAAUAGUGUUUUUAUUUAAAAGCAUCGUUAUAUUUUUUCUUGUACAUAAAAGUCAGAAUGCUAUAUAACUGCAGUUGGUCUAAUGUAAUUUUGUUGUUGACUAUGAGUGAGUUUAUAUGGUUUGGUUUUAACUACUGAGCUAAAGGUUUGAAUGACCUUAAUCAGUUUGCGGCUGUUAAUUAUGUUAGUGUUACAAAUUUUAAAUUCCAAAGGUUAAGAUAAGUUCUAUGUAGUUUUGAUUUCAUAAUCAGGAAAAUUAGAUUUUCUUGUGUAGUUAAGUGUUACUUUGUUGACAUAUUCUGUUUAACAUUAUUAUUAUCACCAAGGGAAACAUUUUUGUCAAAAAAUAAUAUUGUGAUCUCUUUACAAGCUCACACUUUUUGCUCUUGAUAGCACAAGGUAAGGUCACUGGUAGUGUCAAAAAACGUCUUGGUUAGACAACAGUGACCUCCUUGACAAUUUUGUAACAAAGCCGUUUCCCUAGGGGUUUUCUUCAGUCUCAGCCAAAAUUGAUUCAGAAUUAAAGAACUUGCAUCAAGUUGCAUGUUCUCAAGUAAAAUUUAAGCUCACUGAAAAGAAUGUAAAAUUAUUGCACAAAAGUGCAGUAAGGAAACUUGUGAACUUAGUAAAGUUUCUGACAAAAUCAAAGCUCUAAUAAAUUCUUGUGCAGAGGUUAGAUAGAUCUUCACAGAAGACAACAUUAUUUAUGAAAAAUGCAAUGGGCAGACACAAACCUCAUUUAAACCUAUGUGGUUUAUUUAAACCUAUGUGGUUUACACACAAAUUCUACAAUUGAAGCAUUUCAUCCUGGUCAUGGUGCUCUGGCAUUGUGGCUCUAUAGUCUGCAUCUAUUUUCAAAUAAUUUUCUAAUGUCACUUUUUUUUUUUUGAAACACUGAAAAAUUGGGCGUAGAAACGCUACGUAGAUAACCAGUAACCACUGAUAUAAAGAAAGAAAAUAGCCACCUCAUUUUCACCAUGUUUUUCAUAGAUUUAUUAUAGCCCUCUUUUGUAUCAUUUUUGUCUUGUAGUUGAAUAUCCUUAAAAAUAUUUAUGUUUGAAUUUGACUAGCUCACUUCAGCACCAUACUGAUAGCAGACAUAUGUUUGGCUGUUCUUGUUUAAGUUUGUCAAAAAUAAAAACGACUACCUCUAUAAAA
Molecule: messenger RNA, 10580 nt
Organism: Frankliniella occidentalis (western flower thrips)
Lineage: Eukaryota; Metazoa; Arthropoda; Insecta; Thysanoptera; Thripidae
Gene: kon
Product: chondroitin sulfate proteoglycan 4
Exons: 17
Coding region: 793-8259 (2488 amino acids)
Source: RefSeq, a predicted model, not a curated record